Molecule: messenger RNA, 585 nt
Organism: Aspergillus clavatus NRRL 1
Lineage: Eukaryota; Fungi; Ascomycota; Eurotiomycetes; Eurotiales; Aspergillaceae
Exons: 3
Coding region: 1-585 (194 amino acids)
Source: RefSeq, a predicted model, not a curated record
AUGAUCUUCUCACGUACUCUGCUUGCUGCCGUCUCGUUGGUUGGCCUGGUGAGCGGCCAGUCAUGGACCAGUGUGAACAUCAGUAACAUCGACAUUGGGUUAAGAAAUCAAUGGUGUCAGAGCCAGACCUCCUCAUGCCCCCUCCUCUGUCUUCAGAUGAAGAACGCCACUGACUCACCAGAGGAGAACACCUGUGACUCUGACACGCUGGAGUUCAGUUGCAUUUGCGACAACAACAAGUCCCCCAAUGCUUCCGAGUACUCCCAGACAAUUCCCUAUUUCCUCUGCUCGCAGCAGAACGAUGAUUGCGUGACUAGAUGCGACGGCGAUUCCACCUGCCAGUCUGAUUGCCGUAGCAAACAUCCUUGCGGAGCUCAGGCGCCCAAGCGUGUCAAUGUGACCACCACCACCAGUGCCACAUCGAACCCUACCAACCCUGCUAAGACUGCCACCGGCACCCUGGCCGCCUUCACCGGGGAGCCCUCGGACAAGAAGAAUGCGGCCCCGGCCAUUGACCGUGGAUACGUGUAUGGUCUGUGUGUCGUGGUGGGUAGCUUCGUUGCUGGAUUCACUGUCCUGUUAUAG